Neomonachus schauinslandi (Hawaiian monk seal) is the source of this 1537-nucleotide messenger RNA. It is a transcript of the gene TOR4A, whose product is annotated as torsin family 4 member A. Gene Ontology annotation, molecular function: ATP hydrolysis activity; ATP binding. The transcript has a single exon. Gene Ontology annotation, cellular component: nuclear envelope; endoplasmic reticulum lumen. The record is from RefSeq and is a predicted model, not a curated record. Bases 82 to 1392 code for a protein of 436 amino acids. Lineage: Eukaryota; Metazoa; Chordata; Mammalia; Carnivora; Phocidae.
UGGCCGGGCGAAGUCUGGAGACCCUCCCCAUCUUCCUGUUGCAGGGAGGGCGACCUGCAUGCCGAGCGCCGCCUCUGCGCCAUGGACGGCGGCCAGCCCAGUCUGGAGCCCGCAGCCGCGGGGCCCGGCACCCCCGGCCCGAGCGUGAUCGCGCCGCUGCGCGCCGUGCUCCGCCUGCGUCGCCGCGUGUGCCUCCUGCGCAAGCGGCGCCUCCUGCCGCCGGGCACGGGGUCGGCCUCCGGCGCUGGAACGCCCAGACCCGGCUGCGGCUCCAGGGCGCCGCACGCUGACCUGGGCCGGCCGCAGUUCUUCACCUUCGACGGCCCGGCGGAGCUGCAGUCCAGGACGCCGCGCAAGAGGCGCCGGCGCAGCCGUGUGGUGCUCUACCCCGAGACCUCGCGCAGGUGCCGGCCGCACGCCGAGCGCCGGAGCCGCGCGCAGCGCUGCCUGUUGCUGCUUGUGGCCAUCGUGGGCUUCCAGGUGCUCAACGCCAUCGAGAACCUGGACGAUAACGCGCAGCGCUACGACCUCGACGGGCUGGAGAAGGCGCUGCAGCGCGCCGUGUUCGGCCAGCCGGCUGCUGUGGCGCGCAUCGUGGCGCUGCUGCGGGACUACCUGGCCACGCACGUGCACAGCCGCGCGCUGCUUCUGGCGCUGCACGGGCCCAGCGGCGUGGGCAAGAGCCACGUGGGCCGCCUGCUGGCGCGCCACUUCCGCGCUGUGCUCGAGGGCGGCGCGCCGGUGGUGCAGUACCACGCACGCCACCACUGCCCCGAGCCGCGCGCUGCGCAGGCCUGCCGUGAGGAGCUGGCGGCGCUCGUGGCCGACGUGCUGGCGCGGGCCGAGGCGGAGGAGAAGACCCCGCUCGUGGUGCUGGACGAGGCGGAGCUCCUGCCGCCGGCGCUGCUGGACGAGCUGCAUGGCCUCCUGCAGCCGCAGCGUGCCCACCACUUCCACAACGCCAUUUAUGUGCUCCUCAGCAGUGCGGGCGGCUCGGAGAUUACGCGCUUCGUGCUGCAGAACGCAUCCCGCGCGCUGCCCCAGCCGCGCUCCGACGGCGCCCGCGGUGCCCACGGUGACCGGGCCGGGGCGGCAGCGGCGCAGGCCGAGGAGGAGCUGCGCGCCCGCCUGCGGGCGCUCCUGGUCCGCGAGCACCCGCUGUGGCAGGCGGCGGCCAUCGUGCCCUUCCGGCUGCUGGACAAGCAGGACGUGGUCAGCUGCUUCCGGGACGAGAUGGCCGGGGAGGGCUUCUUCCCAGAGCCAGCCCGCGCCGAGCUCCUGGCGGCGCAGCUCAGCUACUACCGCGUCGCUGGCCGUGAGUUCGCCGUCACUGGCUGCAAGCAGGUGGUGGCCAGGGUGAAUCUCUUGGAGCACAGGAGCAGCUGGACGUGAUGGACGCUAGUGGGCACCGCAGGACUUCUGGGGUUGUUGGUGGCGGUCGGAGGGAGGGGACCCUGGGGAUUUGCCUGAGGCCUCUAAUAAAUCUGUCUCUAGCCCAUUGCCCUCCCCCACUCGUGGUUCACCCUGGGGCCUAGGG